Molecule: messenger RNA, 3208 nt
Organism: Solea solea (common sole)
Lineage: Eukaryota; Metazoa; Chordata; Actinopteri; Pleuronectiformes; Soleidae
Gene: b3gat1b
Product: beta-1,3-glucuronyltransferase 1 (glucuronosyltransferase P) b
Exons: 6
Coding region: 390-1397 (335 amino acids)
Biological process (GO): carbohydrate metabolic process; chondroitin sulfate proteoglycan biosynthetic process
Cellular component (GO): Golgi membrane
Molecular function (GO): galactosylgalactosylxylosylprotein 3-beta-glucuronosyltransferase activity
Source: RefSeq, a predicted model, not a curated record
UCCUGCAUCUCAUUCUGCGAGCGUUGGAGCACACAGUGUGAGCUCUGGUGCGCGUCCCCAUCAUGUACACAUGUACGCUCCGUUCAUUCAUACAGGGACACGGCGAUCAUGUAUGAAUGGCCGCGGCACAGAUGAGGCGUUGACAGUGGCCAAGUGAAGAGAUUCUCAGCCUGUUCUCUGUUAGAUCACUGGAGCUCGGAGACAGAGGCAGUGGAGGAGAGGGCGACACAUCACAGUCUGCAGCACAACUAAGAGAUAAUUGACUGGACUGAACCACUGAUGCAGUUUCUUCUUCUUCUCCUGGUGUCUUUGUACCAAGAAUCUGAUCCUGGAAUGACGUGUUUGGUUUGGUAUAAACUUAGUGACGUGUCUCAGGCCUGACCCUGGAGAUGUCGAAAAGACGAGACAUUGUCGCCGUCGUGUUGAUCGUGUUGCCUUGGACUCUGCUGAUUACUGUUUGGCACCAGAGCACUGUCACUCCUCUGCUUUCUACUCGAAAGGAUGACAGACAAGGUGGACGCUCCAACUCGAGGAACACGUUUGCUGUCAAGCAGCCCUGCUCACUGCAGAAGCGGGACAUCAUGGAGGUGAUGCGUACUGAGCACAUUUACAGUCGCCCUCCUCCCUGGUCUGACUCUUUGCCCACUAUCCACGUCAUCACUCCCACCUACAGCCGGCCAGUACAGAAGGCAGAGCUGACACGUCUGGCCAACACUUUGCUCCAUGUGCCGAACCUGCACUGGAUCUUGGUGGAGGACUCUCACAGGAGAACCCCUCUGGUUAGCCAUCUCCUCCAGGAGACAAGGCUAAACUACACACACCUCAACGUGGAGACACCCAGAAACUACAAGGUACGCGGGGACAUAAAGAACCCCAGGAUUCCACGCGGCACCAUCCAGAGGAACCUGGCACUGAGGUGGCUCCGGGAGACCCUCAGCAUAAAUACCAGCCUCUCUGGGAUUGUCUACUUUGCAGAUGAUGACAACACGUAUAGUCUGGAGCUGUUUGAGGAGAUGCGUGAGACCCAAAAAGUGUCCGUGUGGCCCGUGGCUUUUGUGGGUGGCCUCCGGUACGAGUCCCCGAAAGUAAAUGCUUUGGGCAAGGUUUACGGCUGGAAGACUGUGUUUGACCCCCAUCGGCCCUUUGCCAUCGACAUGGCUGGGUUUGCAGUGAACCUGCACCUCAUUCUGUCUAAACCUCAAGCUUAUUUCAAGUUACGUGGAGUGAAGGGAGGAUACCAGGAGAGCAGUCUGUUGAAGGACCUAGUGACUCUUGGCGAUUUGGAGCCUAAAGCUGCUAACUGUACUAAAGUAUUAGUAUGGCACACACGGACAGAGAAGCCUAUGCUGGUAAAUGAGGGCAAGAAAGGAUUUACAGACUCUAACGUGGAGAUAUGACAUCCUUCAUCUCACACGGGUAAUGACAGAGAUUUAGAAAAGCAAAUUGUAGCCUUAUGGCACGUUUAAAGGAUUGCCUCCUGCAGUGUCUGUCAUGAAAAGUUGAGUGAUUUAGUUUGGAUAUUUUUGCCAUUAGGUAUGUUGACAUAUUGGGGCAUGUGUGGGUGUGUGUUUCUGUCUGUUGGAUCACUUAGCCUGAGGCCUUUAGUGGAUUGAUUGCCAUGAAAAUCUUACGGUUAGGGUUAAAUCUACAGACAUUCAAGGUCUUAAGAAGAAAUUUUUUUCUCUGUGUGUGUCCAAUCCAAAAACAUGCAGAGGUUAAUUGGACACUCUAAAUUGACUCUUAAAUAGGUUUGAGUGUGAGAGUGGAUGGUUGUCUGUCUCUGUGUUUGCUCCGUGAUGGACUGGCAACCUGUCCAGGGUGUAGCCCGCCAUUUUGACCUAUGUCAGCUGGGAUUGGCACCAGUGGCCCUGCGACCCUCAUGUGGAAGAUAUAGCAGUAGACCCUGAAUGAAUGAAAUACUCAAAGCCAAGUUGUAAAUAAAACUUUCUAGAGAAUUUGUCAUGAUUUACAGUGGGAAACAUGCAAUAUUGAUAAGUCUAAUAUGACAUGAAAGCAUUAUGCAGCCUUGUUCUUUGGUUGUCCUUGUUCUAAAUGUAAACGUCUCGUUUCAGAGGAGGCAUCGCUCCACGGGAUUCUACCUGGAUUCUACCAACCUCAGAGCUCCUUUGAGCCACAGCCGGAGUCAAAGACAUUAUCACAGCACAGUAACUGCAGCACAGGCCCGGAAAUGGCGUCUGUCCACCCCAGGAGGUGACGGGAAGCCAUGUGCGUGUACCAUCCAGAGCAUCAAAGCACAACAUCACUAAAAAAAAACCUGUCUGUUCUGGCCGAUGUGACACAGUGGUGGAACUUGCCAGGAGGAGACUAGCGAGCUCUGCUAAGACAGACGAUGUUACGCAACGUAAACGACAGGAAGUGAUGGCACAGUGAGCGAUAAAGAGCCAUCUCAGCACAGACAACACCAGCAAAUCUGCAUUAAAUAGGGCCCUUUUGCUCUAAGGCAAACUGGCUGUCAGGCACAGGGCUGCACAAAGGAAUACAAGGGUUUCUUGUCAUAAGAGAGUCGGCAGUGACUAACAGACCCUCCCAACUUGAACUGUACAACACUGGGCUCUUUAGAUAGCGCCGUUAAACCCAGUACUAAUUAGGACUCAUGUUACUCCCCAGCACACAUGAGUACACACUGCACAUUAUGAGCACACAGACACUGCAGUGAUUUACUACAGUGUUUUGUACAAUAGUACAAAAGUUCCAUCCGCAACAGUCAUUUACUCCUGACUAUUGUUUUUUGUUUUUUUUCCCAAUAAUAUGCUGUGCCACUACUGAGCUCAUGUUUGAGAGAAGAGUCUGUGUUCCUAUUAAGGUUUACAGCCUUUAUUAAGCUCGUGAAAAAAAAAAACUUGUCAAUGAACUGAACGUUUCUCAGCAGAAUUAUUUAUCGUUUCAGGGUAAGUCGUGAGCUAUGUUUGGAAGAGUCAAUGGGAUAUGAAGCCAUUACCAUAAAAAAACUGGAUGCGCAUGCCUUCACACGACUGUAUUACAAAGUAUAAUUGCUCCCACCGAGGAUGGCUGGCUUGUAAUAGAUGAUUUCAUACCCCACUGACUUGCAGUGACACUGCUCACAAAUGUUAAUUGUGCUCCCAGACUCUGCAACUGGUCAGACUCUGGUGGUCAGAUGUCAAAGAACCUUGAACUGUUACUGUAUGGCGAGGGUGCGGUGGCGCUACAUUGCUGCUUGUGUUUCAUU